This is a messenger RNA of Phytophthora sojae, 570 nucleotides long. RefSeq names its product avirulence protein 1b (gene Avh1b-15). Lineage: Eukaryota; Oomycota; Peronosporomycetes; Peronosporales; Peronosporaceae. The transcript has a single exon. The record is from RefSeq and is a predicted model, not a curated record. Bases 1 to 570 code for a protein of 189 amino acids.
AUGCGUCGAAACUGCAUUUUGUUGCUGCUCGUUGCCGUAGUGUCAGCAGUCUGUGGUGCGGUAUCGGCUAUCAGCAGUGAUCAGACGAAGUCAGCCCUAGCUACCGGUAGUGGUGCUGCUCUUGAAGAGAACAACCUAGGCAGAUUACUGCGGAGCCUCGAGAAAGUGGAGGAUGACGUGGCUGACGAAGAGAGGGGCUUCCUCAGCGGGCUCAAGAAGGUGCUCGGCAUAAAGGGGAAGAAUCCCGACUUCGCCAAAAAGAAUCUGAAGAUGGCUCUGAAGGACCAGAAUUCGAGGAACGAGCUAUACAAGAAGUGGGAAGGCUACAGCGUGGGGGAGAUCAAGGCCAACUUGAAACACACAGACAUGUACCACCCGCGCGAGCACACACUGUUUUACGGCUACCUGAACAAGUACAAGAAGGCGGCGGAGACGGUGAAGCAACCGGCGGUGGCGCAAGGUAAGGCAAAGAAAUCCGUCAAGUUCAAGCUGGAUGAAGUCCAAGUACGCAGGUUCGAUGACGAAGGGAAUAAAAUCGACGAAAUAGUGCGUCUAGAUGGCGCUGCGUAA